CCAGGUGAUGUAUUGGAGCGAUACGUACCACCAGUGGAUGGAGGCGACGGUUGUCAAGAAGCGCGAAGGCGGUGCCACCUAUGAUCUGGACGUCAAGAGGGGCGCCAGUGCCCGUAGGAUGAAGCUCCUCCGGCCUGUGGAGUGCACGGUUGCUCCAGCGGCCCCCCAGGACGAGCGGCCGCCGCCCUCGCGACCGCACUGGCCCGGCCCGUCCUCGCCCCUGCAGGCGGGCAAGGCUGUCCAGGCGCACUCGCCGUCCGCGGUGGUGGUUGCUGCACCGCAGAGCCCGAAAGUGGACGGCGUGGUCCACCACCCUGCCCAGAUGGCGUCUGCGCUGUCACCGCAGUCGAGCAGAGGUCCGGCGGCGGCGGACGCUGCCGCGCGCGACCGCGGCGCGCAGGGGGCCGCCCCGCAGCCGCUGCCCACACUGUGCGCUGGCCGCAGGACCGCGUCCUCCGUCGUGCGGACCGUGCAGGCGUCGCCGCCCGAGGACCUGAGGGCGCCAGCGUGCCUCUUCAUGGGCACAGGCGUGGAAGGCAGAGCGCGCGGGGAAAAACUUCCAGGCGCCAGGAGCGCGGCCGCAGUGGCGGCGCCGCAGCAGCCGCGAAGGUCGCCCGGAGCGGGCGCGGCGGCGCUGGAGGCUGGAGAGUUGCACAUCACCGCGCGGUCUUUCGACCCCUCGGACCUCUCCAUCAGGGGGCAGCUGCUGUCCUUGCUGGGCAUGGGGCCUGGCGCGGUCAUCGAGGAGAUGAAGGGGUUCAAGGGUGGCCUCAACGACGGCGUCUGGUUCGUCAGCGAGCUCGCGCGGGCGGCCUCGGGCGGCUCUGGCGCCCCCGGCAGGGAGCUCGUGCUCAAGCUGGUUCGGGGCACCAGAAUCGACCAGAACCUUUUGACGGAGGCGGAGAAUCUCCAAAAGAUUGCCCGGGAGCACCCCAAGGCGACCAGUGACCCGGCGCUGGCCUUCCCCGUGAAGGUGCUGGCCGUGGUCGGCCCGGGCGGCGCCAGGAGCCACGACCUGAUCGUCAUGCGCAAGGUCCGCGGGGAGCGCCUGGCGGAGGUGAUCGCGCGGAAGUGGUACCGCGGGGAGGUGAGCCAGAUCAUGCGCCUCCUGGAGCGGCUAGGCACCUGCCUCGGAGAGUUCCACACGCGUUAUUCGGGCGUUCAGCAUGGUGACUUCCAGCCUUCCAACAUUAUCUACGACGACGAGCGCGAUGCGCUUGUCAUGAUCGAUGUUGGCGGAAUGGGCGUUCCGACUAUGCAGGGUGAUGUGGCACACUUCUGCAAGUCCCUGCGGCUCCUGGCGGAGGCCUACGGGACGGGAAUGGCUAACGACGGCACGCGCCGGUUCGAGCAGGGCUACGCUCGAGGCGUCGCCGCGAGCACCUGAGAGGCUCGAGCUACCCCCCCCCUCCCUCCUCCUCUGGGGUCACCUCGGGCCGUGGGCACCUCUCUUCCCUUUGUUCCUCCUCUCCCAUCUCCCCGCGCCUUCCGACCGCAAUCUUCUACCGCUGCGCGAUGCCUACAGCUGCAACGUUUGCUCAACAUCGGAGACGCGCAGGAAUGUUCGAAUUCGUAACCUCUCGCUUUCCCGAAGGGAGAGGAGGUGCGUCGCUGUGCAGGACUCGGCCCAGGCCUCUCGCCGUUCACGGUGCUCCGCUAAGACUAGGGCGGACGCAUCGCCGGCGGGGGGCGCAUGCAUGCGAGUCGGCGACGGGCGGGGAGGGAAAGGACGAG
This is a messenger RNA of Prorocentrum cordatum, 1734 nucleotides long. NCBI's taxonomy places the organism in Eukaryota, Dinophyceae, Prorocentrales, Prorocentraceae. The record is from the annotation of a GenBank genome assembly.